GAUAAGCAACAGUGUUAGCUGAUAAAUCAGCACCUUCCUAUGGUGCAUUUAAAAAGUGUUAUCAAUGAUAGAGCAAGUUCAAGGAAAAGUAUCAAAACAAUUUGGUGACUGGUCCAAUCAUUCCUAUUUUGUAUUCAUAAAUAUUUUAUAUUUGGUUCAUGCGAUGGCUGGUAAAAUGUUAGGAACUGAUCUGAGUUACAGUUGGACCCCAGAAAAAAGCUAAACAGACUGCUCCGCAUCACUAGACAGUUCUAUUACCACUGCACAACUGGUAUGGUGAGGAAUUCUAGCCUCUAUCAGCACAGAGCACCCCUAGCCUGCUGUUUGUCUGAGUACAUGUCAGUGUCCUGGAGGAGAGGGGGAUAGGAAACAGACAGUUGGGCUACAGACAGGGAGAUCUGGGGGAGAAGAAGUCUAUAUCUGGAGCGGCGCCCUCCAAUAAAUUAUCCUUUGGGGGGAUCAAAGCAAGCUAUAUUUAAUUGUUACACCUUACUACUUUCCUCAAAGAUUUUUGUGAAAGGAUAGUGAUUUGUUAACAUAAGUCAUGAUGUCAAGGAAGAUAUUUUAUGAUACAAUUAUAGUUCUGAUUUCUGAACUCUUUAACAUUCAACUUAAUUUUUAAGUGCUACUUGUCAAGGCGUGCAUUUUCAUAUUUUGUCGUUUCAUUCAGGAAGUGGAGAAAAUAAACUGUGAGCUGAUUAAAUCCAAAGUUUUGGUAGCAUGUAAAUCAGAUGAGGAGUUGUGUUGUCCAGUGAAAGAUCAACAGAAGAAGCUACAACACAAUUUGCAUGUGCAAACCAUGAUAAAUAAAAAUUUCUCUGAAGAAAUUUCUGCCCUGAGAGCUGAAAAACAGGAGGUGAUGAACUCCCUCCAGCAGGCCCAGCGGCUGCUGCAGAUGCAGACCAAGGCCAUCGGCCGAGUGGAGCUGGAGCUGCGCAGGCAGAGAGAGGAACAUCAGGCCCUUAAAAGAGAACAUGAACUGCUCCAAGCGAAGACAAGAGAGAGGGAAGAUAGAUUUGUAAGUCUCACAGAGGAGUACAAAAACUCAAAAACGAAACAGGAAAGAGAGCAGAAAAUACUUUUUGAUGAGGCUGGUGAAUUGAGUGAGGGUCAUGAUCAUCUGGACAAGCAGCCAAUAUCUUGUAAGGAAGAAGAACAUACACACAUGGUGCAGGGUAAUUUGAAGGACUACAGCCAAAAUGACAUAGCUGAAAAUGCAGAUGUAUCUUGUGAUGUUAUUUGUAAAACAAAGAAUGCAGGAAGAGAAUGUGUGCCUUUACAAAAUGACAAGGAAUUGGUCCAACUAUGUUGUCCAGCUAGAACUAAACAAGAUCUGUCAGAUGCUGAUAAAACAGGAGAUUCUGGACAUGCACCAGAUGAAGGCAGGGAUCCUGCUCCCACUGAGCCUAGAGAGACAGUGAAUGAUGGGCUUCCACAGCCAGACUACUGCACAGCUAUCAAGGCGCAGGGCGCCUAUGUUUAUGUUCCUGGACACGCAGACAUGGAGGGGACUGAGAAGGGUGACUGUGCAGCUGACCCCACAACCAACCCCACCCGCACAGCACUUGAGCCACCAGGAAGUCCCACUGCAUCGGCUGUGUUCCCAGCUGGAGUGACUCCAUCUGCAGAUGCUGUUGAUACAUUGGGUGUCUGUGGAGCCAGUGCAGGUCAGCAGGCCCCAGACUCCCGAGUAAUACAGCCGUGCAUGGGUACUACCCAUCCAGGCAACUGUACGGUUAAUGAGGCCCCUGUUUCUUGUAGUUCUGUACCCUGCAAGUAUGACUUUAUUAAGGCACUGUCUGGAUCUGAAAGCUAUGCCAGUCACACUGUGGAGCAUGGAGAAGAAAUAAAUGAAGGUAACAAGAAAAAAGAAACAAAGUCUACUUUAAAGAGUAUAUCUAGAGUUACAGAUGAAUAUGGUAGAGUUACCCAGAAAGGCACAGAGAUAGUGUGUGACAGCACCACAGACUCUGCCUUUGAUAAAAGAUAUCCAAGUAAAGCCAAUGAGGAGUCUCUCAAGUGUUCAUAUCCAUGCCUUCCAGGAUUUUUCAUCUCAGGAAAUGGGAAAACCACCCCUUUGGCCUCUGUAAGGUCUUCUGUCAGUUCUGACACUGAACUUGAAUCCAAGUUGUCUGACAAAGACAGUCAUCCACAGGUAGUGAUGAACCCACAGCCUGAUGUGAAGGAAGCCUCAGGUCAAAAUUACUUAAGUAUCUCUUCAGCGCUGAACAGUGAUGUUGUUUUAAACACUGAGGCAAAAUGCACUCUCCUUCAAUCAAAAACACCAGAUAAGACUGACAUUACCGCAGUUGACACCAGUUUUUUAACAAUGGAUUUGGCCUCAAGAUCUGCCACACCGAGCAAGACAUCAGAUGAAGAAUCCUUUACUCAGAAUGAAGCAAGACAAAAGUUUAAAGAUCAGCAUAUUUUUGUAUGUGAUCUAGAAAGCACAGAUGUUAAAGAAAGUUCUGCAUUCAAAUAUUCUGAUAAAUAUAAAAAAAUUGAAACUCCUAGUAUCAGUAUUCCAACAAAGUACAUUCAAAAUGAAAUAAAUCUCAACUCUAAUGAAACUGACAGUAUAUUUGUUCCAGGAAACAAAAGAUUUAGGUCAUCGUUUGACUUAUGGGUACCUACAAAAGGAAUGAGAGACCAAAUGGUGAGACACUUUCAUGGUUUUGGGUCUCUGCUGAAGGGGAAUCAGAACAUAUCUGCAGCACAGACAGUUUCUGGAACUUUAGGAUUCCUUUUCAAAAGCCAGGAUGUCCCUUCAUCUCAUACAACCUCAAAGCCUUUAUUUGAAGACAGUGUUCCAAAGAAAGAUUCUCCUACAAUUAAAAGUACUGCUGACAUGCUGAAUACUUCCAGUGUCCACCCUUACCGUAAGAGAGAGCUGUGAGAGGAAUGGAAUGCAAUCAGGCAGAGCUUUUGUGAAAUCUCAGCAAAAUAUGUAAGUUGACUAAAGGUAUUACAGCAGCGCAGCUAGUAAGCCAGUUCUGGAGAUAUGUGUAGUUCUCGCCACAUCUGGAUGUUUUAAGACCCUUUCAGUUUCCAAAAAUAUUUCUCUGAUGGGCAAAAGCAGCAUUUAAAAGUUGAUGGAGAACAGCGGGACCGUCAUAGCACAUAAAUCAAGAAGAUGAAGCCAACAUUUAGGGAGCGUGAAGGAGGGGAAGGGCAACGUGCUGUUAAUCGCACUGAAAGCAUUAACUGCCAGUGAACUUUUUAGUGUUGAUUAGAUUCUUCCUCUCUACAGCAUUUGCCAAAAAUACUUUAAACAAUAAUUAGAUGUGUGUUAUUUGGAACAAAUGAAUUUUAUCACAAGCACCAUCAAUAUGUAACCCAUUUUCCAAAAGUAUUUAACAUUUUCUUAUGACUGUGCCAGGACAUAUUUUCAUUUAGUUCCAGCUUAACUUUAGA
This is a messenger RNA of Scleropages formosus (Asian bonytongue), 3414 nucleotides long. RefSeq lists its product as uncharacterized. The record is from RefSeq and is a predicted model, not a curated record. Lineage: Eukaryota; Metazoa; Chordata; Actinopteri; Osteoglossiformes; Osteoglossidae. The transcript is spliced from 8 exons. Bases 800 to 2896 code for a protein of 698 amino acids.